GCUUUCACCGGGCACCAAAUCAGUCGACGCCAAACUCAUGACCAAGCCGAUUGUGGUCAUAUCCCCCUGUGUUCCCGAAACCGGGCCGAAGAAACCAGCUGCGUCUCCGGACAGCAGCUUUUAUUCGACCUCCACAGGCCUCUCGCCCACCAAACGCAGGGGCGCCUCGGAGGGGGCAAACCCCACAUGCAAGCAGCGCCCAAACGACGUGGAGCUACCAACGAUUAUCUCCGUGUCAGAGAAAACAGCUACAGCCGUGCACUCCUCAACAAAGUCACAGCCUCUGAACUGGACUGAGUCAGAUGUGCGGGAACAAGAAGCGAAGCCAAUCUCCAACUCCACUCCGUCAAAAGCGGCCUCUCUGCUUGUGCACACAACCGUCGCCCAGGACUCCGACAACCAAAGCCAUGAACAUGACAACAGCAAUCCGGAAAACCCCUCGUACAUCCAGUUGGCCACGCUGAUCGCUAGCGGAUCGGAUGUCUACACAUACACCAAGGAAGGGCGACUGCAGCCAAACAAGCCAUAUAAAGUUCGCCAUAUUAGAAAACUGCUGGCUGGCUUCAAGCCCGAGCAAACCGAGCUCCCACGAAACGAAGAAAAACUCGCAGGUGGAAAGCACUCCCACGAAGCAGACAACAUCGCUGCAGAGGCCCCUUUGGAGCCUUGGACUCAGACUCAAACCCGGUGCACAACUAUUAAGUCUGCCAACCACCCUGGUCACGAAACUUUCGGCUCCUCAUCCUCGGAGGCAGCAGAGACAGUGUUGAAAUGCUUGUCCACAAACUGCCUCAGCCUUUUCAACAAACUCGGCGAUGUUAAACAGUCAGCUUGCCUUGAACAACCGUCCAUAAUCGCACUCACAGAGACCUGGCCCACACCAGAUUUUUCUGACGCGGAGAUCUUGAUAGAAGUUUACUCUAUUUUUCGAGCUGACUCAAAACGAGGGAGGGCUGGUGGGGUUGUUCUGUACUUACAUGCGGCCCGACCAAUCCCGAUUGUCCUCUCUGACACCGCCUCUGCACCAUUUUGCGAUGCAAUGUGGGUCCAAAUCCCGCUGCGCGGGUCCGAUUUCCUCCUUCUCGGCGUGGUCUACCGCAGCCUUCCGAGUCCCUCUGAAGAUGACCAAAUCCUCAUACAAACCCUUGAGCAACUCUCCGCCAACUACCACUUCACUCAUCUCCUCAUGCAUUGGCUUCCUAAUAACUUCCUUGCCGUGUGUCUAUCACUUGUGGCGAUUGAAAAUAUCAGGCUCAACAAAUUUGCGAACGGAUUCAUGUUGCUCGGUGGUCUAUUCUUCUACGAUAUAUUCUGGGUUUUUGGUACACCAGUUAUGGUCUCUGUCGCCAAAACUCUGGAUGCUCCAAUCAAAGUCACUUUUCCCCGCGACUUUCUCGCACAUGGAAUUUUCGGGAAGCAGCUUGGCCUACUUGGACUGGGUGACAUUGUAGUUCCCGGGGUAUUUGUUGCAAUGCUGCUCCGGUUUGAUCACAGUCUAAACCGAUCUGGUAGUCUCAAGUACUUCUACACAGGCUACGUCGCCUACAUAAUCGGCCUGCUCACCACUUUCAUCGUGAUGCUUACAUUCAAUGCGGCCCAGCCUGCUCUCCUCUACUUGGUCCCCACAUGUCUCGGCUUCCCAUUAGCGCGGGCCUGGUUACAGGGUGAUCUCGCCGCUAUGUUUGCUUACGAGGAUGUCCCUCAAGAAAACACGGACAAGAAUAUCAUCGCCGAUACUCAGUCUGUAAUUGACAAAAAAGGAAACUAAUCACGUUUCUCACUUCAUUAUGAACUGGAUUUAUCUGUUUCUUUUCGCCCUGAUCUUGUCAGUAUGUAUUUCCACCUCUUUGGCGUGGUCACUUCUCUUGUGUCGUCUUGUUUAUUGUUCUUCAUCUGUGGUGAGGUUGAGCUAUUUACACGUACCUCGUGCUCAUUAAAAACAGUCACUGAUGGUUUUAUCUACUUUGGGAAUAUGAUCAUUUACAUGAGUUUACA
Molecule: messenger RNA, 1995 nt
Organism: Opisthorchis viverrini
Lineage: Eukaryota; Metazoa; Platyhelminthes; Trematoda; Opisthorchiida; Opisthorchiidae
Exons: 8
Coding region: 38-1768 (576 amino acids)
Biological process (GO): membrane protein proteolysis
Cellular component (GO): membrane; lumenal side of endoplasmic reticulum membrane; cytoplasmic side of endoplasmic reticulum membrane
Molecular function (GO): aspartic endopeptidase activity, intramembrane cleaving
Source: RefSeq, a predicted model, not a curated record